GCAGAAGACGUGAGAACUGACAAAUGUAUGGACUCGGUCGCAGCUGCAGACGAAGGGCAUAGAACGUGAGCUCUUAGCAGCAGAUGCAGAACUUGCACACCCGACGUUGUUCAGGCGUGCUAUUGGUCGCUAUACUGGCCAUGAAACACAAGUAGCAACAGCUGAGAGGUUACAGCACUGGUCGAAGAGACACCCAUGGCGGAUUCCAGACGGCAAACUGCCUGGGAACUAGUAGGGAGAAUGCGAUGUGAACACGCGACGCGCAGGUUAGCAGUACGAAAACGAAGCCGAUCAGUCCGGCACCGUGGUGUGGCAAGAAUCAUUGCAAGAGCAAACGCAACACAUAUGGCGUCCUGCGACCAUCUUCGAGCCACGGCAUUGAUCCUGCAUCCCAGAAGCUUCGAGGGUCAAUGUUUCAGGACGUGUGUAGGGAGCUUGUUUGAGACCAAUUGUAAAGUUGAACGGGUGCCGGGUCUGGUUCAUGAUGUACAAUCGCUGAGAAAGACUGACUCAAUUGACGCAAGAGCGGGAACUAGACCUGCCCAAUUUACAGCGUAUCCGAAUCCGGCACAAGGUAGCAAGACACGAAAGUCAGACAUCAUCCAUAAAUUCUGGCAUGCGACAAAAAUGCAACAUAAACGACAAGGGAGCGUUCGGUCUAUCCAUUGAACGACGUAGAGACAAACUAAGUCCCACAGGAAUCCACUUUCGAUAUUCUCGCGUAUGCUCAAGUGGUUGUGAGCCAAUCGCAUACUUACAACGUGAGAGUAAUGCCAAUAGCAUAACAUUGUUCUUCUAACACGAGCAUACGUGAGCGAUGACAGUGUUACAGAGGCAGAUAGGGCCUGAGAAGGGAACGACCUUUGAUCAUAUCUCCUUGGAAUUUGCUAUCCACUUAGACUCACAGAAAGGAACU
Molecule: messenger RNA, 916 nt
Organism: Laetiporus sulphureus 93-53
Lineage: Eukaryota; Fungi; Basidiomycota; Agaricomycetes; Polyporales; Laetiporaceae
Exons: 2
Coding region: 196-669 (157 amino acids)
Source: RefSeq, a predicted model, not a curated record